This is a messenger RNA of Chinchilla lanigera (long-tailed chinchilla), 1004 nucleotides long. It is a transcript of the gene Cnpy2, whose product is annotated as canopy FGF signaling regulator 2. The transcript is spliced from 6 exons. The record is from RefSeq and is a predicted model, not a curated record. The coding region runs from base 295 to 834 and encodes 179 amino acids. Gene Ontology annotation, cellular component: endoplasmic reticulum. Lineage: Eukaryota; Metazoa; Chordata; Mammalia; Rodentia; Chinchillidae.
CUCGCGAGAGUUUGGAGGGGCGGGUUCGGGGUCAGGCUCGGGAGGGGGUUUGCGCCACGGCGCUCCGAGGUUUAGCUGUAGGUGUUCGGACCCGGGUUAGGAGGCUGCCGGGCAUCAGGAGUGUGGGAAGUGCCGAAGUGCACUGCUUUGGAGAAGCCCAACAGCCCAGCUCCCCGCAGCCAGGUUUUAGACUUGAGAGCCAGCCGAAGGGAGAGUCCGGUCGUCUUCGCGUGCCUGGGCCCGGGCGAAGGCCCUGCGAGCGAGCAGAGGUGGAGCGACCCCAUUACGCUAAAGAUGAAAAGCUGGGGCUGGCUGGCCCUGCUUCUGGGGGCCCUCCUGGGCACUGUCUGGGCUCGAAGGAGCCAGGAUCUACACUGUGGAGCCUGCAGGGCUCUGGUGGACGAACUAGAGUGGGAGAUUGCCCAGGUGGAUCCCAAGAAGACCAUUCAGAUGGGCUCUUUCCGGAUCAAUCCAGAUGGCAGCCAGUCAGUGGUAGAGGUACCUUAUGCCCGCUCAGAGGCCCACCUCACAGAGCUGCUAGAGGAGGUAUGUGACCGAAUGAAGGAGUAUGGGGAACAGAUUGACCCUUCCACUCACCGUAAGAACUAUGUACGUGUUGUGAGCCGGAGUGGAGAAUCCAGUGAACGGGACCUACAGGGCAUCCGAAUUGAUUCAGAUAUCAGCGGCACCCUCAAAUUUGUGCCUUGUGGAACCUGGCACAUUGCUCACCCCCAGAGGCCUCUGAAAUUAAUUCAAGUUGGCUUCCAUUAUCCUUCCAACUUGGAUUGUUCUUCUCUAUUAUCUUCCUGUCAACUUUUAGAAUUUGUGGACUGAAGACACAGAUCUAUGUGACCAUGCCCUACACAUAUCUCAUGAUGAGCUGUGAACCACUGGACCAGCCCAGAUUGUCUUGAUGGAUCACCCCCAUGAGGGGAAGAUGGUGGCAUUGUCUUUUAUAUUAUGUUUUUAUGGAAAUGAACUGAAAAAAUAUGAAACCAAAAGAA